AUGCUAUCCAUUACGCCACUAGCGCCAUCGCCGACGAGACUAGCGCCACGAGAUAAUGAUGACUCGAAUAGUCCCACGGGGAUGCCCACAAUAUCGACUCAGCAAGAUGCAAUAAUCACAGUAACCACAAUACCAAUGAGAUACAACCCCUACAUCAGCAACCCGACAGCACCACAGGGUCUAGUAUUUAUCAUCGUGGGAGCUAUAAUUGGCUUCAUUCUACUUGCUUCGUUAGCGUACCGAAUAGUGACCCAUUUCUACUACUCGGCGAAAGCGCAAAGGGAAAAAGAGACGUAUUUCGUCAAUGAAAACCCCCAGCAUGGAUUCGUCGAUGUGCUACUGAACCAUUAUAGUUUCCCUCACCAUAGAUCACAUUCGGCGCUUUCGUUAUCGACAAGCUCGACUUCGUCUCAGGGCAAGAGUCUCCAGAGCCACUUGUUGAGUGAUAAAAAGCAGUAUCGCCGGCCGAUGUUUGAAAACCCGAGUUUGGACUAUAAGAAGUUGGACUUGCUGUUGGGCGAUUUGGCGAGUGGCUCGAUGGGGUCUGCGCUGACGUUGUAUGCGCACAAGAACAAUUCAUCUGUGGGGUCGUUUAUGAUGAUGAAGCAAUUUGCAGGCGGUGGUGCUACUGGUGGAGGAGGAGGAGGAGGAAAAGGAGAAGGAGACGGGCUCAUGCCGCAGAUUUCUGUCAAUGGGAUCGAGAUGAGGGAUUUGGAGUCCGGUGCUGUGUCGACUGUGGGAAGUACCACGGAUGCUAGUGGGAAUAACCAUAAUGGCAAUGGCCCACCUGCCGCCAUUUUGAGACCACCUUCUUUAUACCUUGAAGAUUUAUUGAACUAA
Lodderomyces beijingensis is the source of this 840-nucleotide messenger RNA. The record is from the annotation of a GenBank genome assembly. Lineage: Eukaryota; Fungi; Ascomycota; Pichiomycetes; Serinales; Debaryomycetaceae.